GUUGGCGCUUCCGGCGCUGCGGGAGGGCUCGCGAGGACCGUCAAGUGUGUGCGUCAGGCGUUCCUGCAUCUCUUCGCUGCCCGAGUGGCCAUCCUCGAGAAGUCUGUGGGAUUCCCUCGCUGAAUCUUAAAUAGUCUGCCCGCCCCCGGCCUGCGCCCCGGAGAGGUCCGGGUUAGGUAGAUUUCCCUGCAGGUCCUGUGCUGUUAAACCCUCGGAGCCCAAACUUUAAAAUAAAAACAAUGAAGAAGUUAAGGCUUAAGGAACUAGAGAGUCGCCUGCAGGAAGUGGAUGGAUUCGAAAAACCCAAGUUACUUCUAGAACAGUAUCCUACCAGGCCGCACAUUGCAGCAUGCAUGCUCUAUACAAUCCAUAAUACAUAUGAUGACAUUGAAAAUAAAGUGGUUGCAGAUCUAGGAUGUGGUUGUGGAGUACUUAGCAUCGGGGCUGCCAUGUUAGGAGCAGGGUUGUGUGUUGGAUUUGACAUAGAUGAAGAUGCAUUGGAAAUAUUUAAUAGGAACGUGGAAGAGUUUGAAUUAACAAGUGUUGAUAUGAUCCAGUGUGAUGUGUACUCAUUAUCAAACAGAAUGUCCAAGUUAUUUGAUACAGUAAUUAUGAAUCCUCCCUUUGGAACCAAAAAUAAUAAAGGGACAGAUAUGGCUUUUCUGAAGACUGCUUUGGAAAUGGCAAGAACAGCGGUAUAUUCUUUACACAAAUCCUCAACUAGAGAACAUAUUCAAAAGAAAGCUGCAGAAUGGAAAAUCAAAAUAGAAAUUAUUGCGGAGCUUCGAUAUGACCUGCCAGCAUUAUACAACUUUCAUAAAAAGAAAUCAGUAAGUUUCCCAAUUGUGGCCUGUGUACAUUCAGUACUCAAAAGCUUUGCAAUAACUCCUUCCACUCUUAGCAAGUUGCAUGGGUAAAUAGAAAGCCAGACUGAGAAAUCAAACAAGUUAACUGUGGAAAGAGCCCAUACUCAAAGCAGUCGAUAUUCUAGUUGAAGUUCUUUGUGAAGUUUUAAGAGAAAAAAAAA
Molecule: messenger RNA, 1027 nt
Organism: Onychomys torridus (southern grasshopper mouse)
Lineage: Eukaryota; Metazoa; Chordata; Mammalia; Rodentia; Cricetidae
Gene: Mettl5
Product: methyltransferase like 5
Exons: 6
Coding region: 240-917 (225 amino acids)
Biological process (GO): rRNA methylation
Molecular function (GO): rRNA (adenine-N6-)-methyltransferase activity; nucleic acid binding
Source: RefSeq, a predicted model, not a curated record